AUGAGCGAAAAGGAGCGCCAGUCGGGCGAGCAAGAGCGCUCGCAGCCUCAGGAGCCCGUCCUCCCUACCACCGAGAAGCCCGAGCCUGCCAAGGCAUCCCUCCACCCCGCCUUCUACAUCGCGACCUGGAUAUCGCUGUCCUCCAGUGUCAUCAUCUUCAACAAAUGGAUCCUCGAUACCGCCAAGUUCCACUACCCAAUCGCCCUCACAACAUGGCAUCUGGCCUUUGCGACUCUCAUGACCCAGCUCAUGGCUCGCUUCACCACCACGCUUGAUUCGCGCAAGAAGGUCCCCAUGACGGGCAAGGUCUACCUCAGGGCAAUCGUACCCAUCGGUCUCAUGUUCUCGCUGAGCUUGAUCUGCGGCAACUUGACAUAUUUGUAUUUGUCUGUGUCAUUCAUUCAGAUGUUGAAGGCUACCACACCAGUUGCAGUCUUGAUUGCUUCUUGGAUCUUCGGUGUCUCUCCACCGUCAAUGAAGACGCUGGGCAAUGUCUCCCUCAUCGUGAUUGGAGUCAUCAUCGCUUCGUACGGCGAGAUCAAAUUCGACAUGACCGGCUUCCUCUACCAGGUCGGUGGUAUCGUCUUCGAGGCCACUCGCCUGGUCAUGGUCCAGCGCCUGCUUUCUAGCGCUGAGUUCAAGAUGGAUCCACUCGUCUCGCUCUACUACUUCGCUCCAGCUUGUGCCAUCAUGAACGGUCUCACCGCGCUGGUCGUGGAAGUGCCAAAGAUGACACUUGCGGACAUUCAGAACGUUGGAUACUUCACUCUGCUUGUCAACGCCAUGAUUGCCUUCCUGCUAAACGUUUCAGUGGUGUUCUUGAUCGGCAAGACUUCCUCCCUCGUCAUGACCCUGUCCGGCGUCCUCAAGGACAUUCUCCUCGUUGGGGCCUCCAUGCUCAUCUUCGGCGAUCCCGUCUCUGGCAUCCAAGCCUUCGGUUACUCCAUCGCCCUGGCAGGUCUUGUCUACUACAAGCUUGGUGCGGAAAAGCUCAAGGAACACUUUGGCCAGAUGCAACGCGGCUGGGCGGACUUUGGUGUGCGCCAUCCUGCGGUCAAGAAACUGAUUAUCUUUGGACUCGUCAUUGUUACCCUUAUCGUGCUGCUUGGUGGUGUCUCGCACGCCGGCGUGGUCCCAUCGCAAUACGACCCAAGCAAGGUUGCACAGGACAAGUGGAAUGAAUGGGCUGGCAAGACUGGCUCCCACUAA
This is a messenger RNA of Zasmidium cellare ATCC 36951, 1209 nucleotides long. RefSeq lists its product as uncharacterized. The record is from RefSeq and is a predicted model, not a curated record. The transcript is spliced from 3 exons. Gene Ontology annotation, cellular component: endosome; trans-Golgi network; Golgi apparatus. Lineage: Eukaryota; Fungi; Ascomycota; Dothideomycetes; Mycosphaerellales; Mycosphaerellaceae. The coding region runs from base 1 to 1209 and encodes 402 amino acids. Gene Ontology annotation, molecular function: antiporter activity.